CGAUCCAAUUUUUUUACCGCUCCGCCGCCGUCUCAGUUUGUCGGCCACGGUAUUUUUGUUAUUGAAAUACUAUUAAUUCCCGAGCGUGUUGUUUCAUUUUUCGCCCGAUUAACGACAACGAUGACGACAUCCCUACACGAUAAACGUGUAGCGAUCGUCAUACUGCAGUACAAUUGUUACUGUUGGACUUCGGACGUCGUGUCGUCCCGUUUCAAACGCGUGUUUAAUUGGUGAUUGUUGUUAUUGUUGUUAACAACACCGACACGCGGCGGCCGUCCGGGUUCGCGUAAUCGUCGAUUGCCGCAGUGCGCAAUAAAUUACAGCGUCUAAUAAUCGCCAUUAAUUAAGUGUUCACGCGUAACGCGUUCGUUUUCCCUUCUUUCCGCUGUGCCGUUCGUUUGUUUUGUUUAUUUCUGUUCGCCGUCCCACGUAAGUCGUGGGCAGUGGGGAACUACGCGCAACCAGUCCGCCCGAAUCGCACGCACAGCCCCCCCCCCGUCCCCACCGCGUUCGGUCGCGUAAAACCGUAUAAAUAUUUCCGCUCGUCGGUGAACGAGCACCAGUGUCAAUCGACGGUUGUUCAUAGUCGCGGACCGCCACGAGUGCAAAGGUAUUCUUCAAGUCGUGUGUUUUCGUUGUAUGGAGCGUGAGAAAAAAAUACUAGAAGUAGAAGGGCCUGUUGGCGCUGCAGAAGACAGCUGCUACAGGGAUGAAUCCAGCUACAUACCAACGGUCGGUAGAUGGGGAAACGAAUGGCCGAGUUGACUCGAAACCCGGCCUUCUCCUGACAACCACAACAAUGACGACGAGUAUACAUUUUGGCUGAACUAUGGCCAGAAGGCGGCCGACUGGCCCAUUGGUCAGCCCGUGCCCUUGCCGAAAUGGGGUAGUUCAAGGCCACCUCUUACGGUCAGCUCAAUCGAGGAAUAUGAAGAGCUGACCAGACAAUUUGAGAAUGAAGUACAGGUUUUACUUCAGGCAUAUAAUUAUGAUUCAACAACAAACUUCAUCAAAUUUUAUAAUGAAUACAAAAAUGGAAAAUGUGAUACCUUGGAGAACUUCUUUAGGGAAUAUAAACCACCAUUAACUAAAAACGCAAAUACCUGUGUUGGACUUGGUUUAUUAUUGAUUGGAAAAUUAGCAUUGUUGGAAAACAAAUUUCCUGGUGUUAAAAACAGUCUUUAUUUAGUAUCUUGCGAGGAAUCUAUAGAGAGUCAUGAGGGAUACAUAAGUAAUGACUACCCAGACCCAUGGGUAAGUGAUAAAGAACAUGUUAUGGUUGCCAUGCAAAUUGAAAUCAACGGUCGUGGUGGUGUGAUAUUGCUGGAUCCAGGUUAUCAAAUUGGUAGAGUCAUAACUGUAAUGAUUGAUCAACAAUAUCCUCAUACUGGUCGUUUUGUACCAUCAUCUUGUCCACAAAAAGAGUACUGUUAUCAAACAAUGGUGGGUGAAAAGUAUGUGCAAUGGUCUGUUUGGAAUGGAUCACCAAAACCAGAAACCAACCUGGUAUAUAUAGGGGCGUCUUAUCAUUCACCGGUGUCUGUCACCGAACGUCGAAAUUUAGUUUACAACUUUAGAAGCUUAUUGGCCACUGAUAGAAAAGGUCAUUUGUUGGCUGGUGUCUAUUUCAAAGCAGCACCUCAAUCCACAUUUACAUUGUUUUGCGAUGAUGACCAGGAUUCAACAAUUAAACACCGAAUUAAAGUUCCAUCUGCUAAAUUUAUUAUAUUAAAUGAAGUCGAUAACGAUGUCGAGAAGAUAUUAGAUACAUGUAGUAAACAUCUUAAGAUGACUAAGGUUCAGUUUUGUAAUGUAUUAUCUGCACUAGCAAAAAUAUUAGAAGACAAAGAUUUUCUCGAUCAAAUGUGCAAAAUUAAUGAUGAUAUAUACAAACUUGGAGUUGAUGAAAAUAACAAUAAUGAAGGCGCUAAUAAUUAUAAUUUAUCCGGUUAAUUUAGAAUUCACAAUUUUUUUUAAAUAUUAUUUUUCUUUUACAUAUUUUACUAAAUUAUAAUUUUCAUAAGUGGUAUUAGAUAGAAUAUUUUCUAGUUAAAUAUUAUGCAGUUAUUUUUUUUCAUUAUAUUAUUAUUUAAGAACUAGACAUUUUAGUUGUACUUAUGGACAUGGAUAAAUGAUUAACAUGGAUUAUUUGAUGUGAAAAUAAAUAAUUUUUUUUGUUUGAACAAA
Molecule: messenger RNA, 2187 nt
Organism: Acyrthosiphon pisum (pea aphid)
Lineage: Eukaryota; Metazoa; Arthropoda; Insecta; Hemiptera; Aphididae
Exons: 6
Coding region: 1276-1953 (225 amino acids)
Source: RefSeq, a predicted model, not a curated record